CUACACCCUCCAGAUCAACCUCUUGGCCCGGGCAUUUCUAAUAGCUGAUGAAGGAGUUUUCACUCAGUUUGCUGCUUCGGGCGGAGAGGCGAUGAAUGAGAUCCUGAGGAGAUCUGUGGCCUCAUUGACCUACAGCUCCCUCUGUAUGCCGGAAGACAUCACUGCACGAGGUCUGGAGUCAGUCCCCAACAACUACUACAGGGAUGAUGGACUCAAGCUGUGGGACAUCAUCCACAGGUUUGUAGAGGAAGUGAUUAGUUUCUAUUACAAGAGUGACUCAGAGGUCCGGGAAGAUCAGGAACUACAGAACUGGAUCAAGGAUGUCUUUGACCAUGGCUUCCUGGCCCAAGAAUGCACAGGAAUCCCUCAGUCUUUCUCCACUGUGCCAGAGGUCGUCAAGUUCGUCACCGUGGUGAUCUUCACCUGCUCAGGCCAACAUUCUGCUGUCAACUCUGGACAGUAUGACUAUGGUGGCUGGAUGCCCAACACCCCCAUCUCCCUGCAACGGCCACCUCCCACCACUAAGGGGCAGUCUACUGAGAGCACCAUGCUGGAGACCUUGCCAGAUGUCGGCACAACUGCACAGGGCAUGUCCACUAUGUGGCUCCUUAGCAAGCAAUCCACUGACUUUUUGGCUCUUGGCCAGUACCCAGAGGAGCACUUCAACGAGAUACCACCCUGCACGAUGAUUCAGAAAUUCCAGACGGAGCUGAAGGUCUUCAGCGAGACCGUCAAUGCCAGGAACUCUGGACUACCAGUUCCAUACACCUACAUGGACCCUGCUUUGGUGGAGAACAGCGUGGCCAUUUAGAUAAGCCAAAGUCCUUGACCAGGGUCCAGUUCAUUAGGCACUAAUUGGAAGAAAACUGAGGAACUACCUUAUUUUUGUUGUCCUUUGUUUAGCGCUUAAAAACAUUUCGCAUUGUGUGCCCUGAUGAACACGACCCAAUGAUUCUGGAGGCAUGCAAUUGUAAACAUUCUAAAAUCUACAAAAUGUAUUGAGUAUGUCAAUUUUUGGAGCUCUGCUAAACUAAUGUCCCACUUCAAUCAGAUAAAGGGAAAUUGCACUAUGGGUUCAGUCAGAAUGUUAUCGCUGUAUCAAGAGUGUUAACUGUGUUAAACCAACACACACCGCCACAUGGUGUCCCUCACAGACAAAGGACUUGUUAAUGUUAUUAUUACAUUUGUUCGUGUUAAUGGAUGUUAAGAAAUACAGGGUCUUUCUGACGGAUUCAUUUCUGGUGCCAUUUAACUACGGACUACAGGGACUCCUGGUGAAAAUGAGCUCUCCUGCUAAAUUAUGUGACACUGAAAUGUUGAUUAAUAGUAAAGAAGUGUCAGAAUAAUAUGAGAGAACAAUAGGUGUGACUCUCAUUUACAAUUAAAAGCUAAUCAUUUUCUAUC
This is a messenger RNA of Oncorhynchus kisutch (coho salmon), 1404 nucleotides long. Its product is annotated as arachidonate 15-lipoxygenase B. Gene Ontology annotation, biological process: lipid oxidation. The transcript is spliced from 6 exons. Gene Ontology annotation, molecular function: metal ion binding; oxidoreductase activity, acting on single donors with incorporation of molecular oxygen, incorporation of two atoms of oxygen. NCBI's taxonomy places the organism in Eukaryota, Metazoa, Chordata, Actinopteri, Salmoniformes, Salmonidae. Bases 92 to 811 code for a protein of 239 amino acids. The record is from RefSeq and is a predicted model, not a curated record.